AUGAAUGACACCGACUUGCCUGAAGAGUCAGCUGCCAUCUAUAAGUGUAAGAUUGUCAAGAAACAGGCUCUUGGAUAUUUCCUCUACCAAGUCUGCAUCAAACAGCAAAGUACAAAACCUGAUACUGCAAUUGAUAUGGAACUAACUUUUCUGACAGCUAAGGCAAUACUGUUUAAUCUAGGUGCUGAAAAAAGUCGAACUUUUGUGCUUGAUCUAAAAAACAUAAUUCAAGGUGCUGCUAGAUCUCAAAUAUCUUCUAGUAUUGUCCAGGAGUGCAGCCUGUUAGAAGAGUCAGAAUCCUGCAUGUUGGUCCCGCUAAAUAAUCCAGCUAUAUUUCCAGGAUAUUCUAGUACACCCAUUGUGCUGACAAAUCCUGAAAAGUUUUCUGAAUUUUUAAUUCAAACAGAAAAAAUGAUAGGAACCAUCAACUCUGACACAUCCUUCUCUGGAAUUCAGAUUGCACUAAUAAACAGCCCUCCAGGUUCAUCGGUUUUCGUUUUUGUUGAGUCUCCAGCUAAUGAUCAGGAGAAGAUGAAAGAAAUAGAAUAUCUUGUUUAUGAGAGGAAGACCUCUCUUUCUUUUGUUGUGACUGUUGAUGUUUUACACUCAGCAGCACCAUAUGGAUUCCAAGCAUAUGAGCACAUAGCUCAGUUAUCUGGGGGGCAGAUGCUGUUUGUGGAACGAGAGGCACUAGGCGCUAUUAUGCCCAUUGUAUGGAGUUUAACAGAAGUUACCAUGAGAUUGAAGGAAAUUGGCAGGCACAUCAGGAGAGACUGUAGCAUUGCAGAGAGACAUGAGGUGACCUUGUUUUAUGCUGCACAGUCCUCGGGUAAUGCAACUUUUGCCUUCUAUGUGGACAAUCUGGUGGACAAUGUCAUCAUCCUAGUGUCAAGCUCAAGUGAGAUCACUGACUUUCGUCUUUCGGAUCCAAAUGGGAGAAAUCAAACUAAAAUCCCAGAAAAUGGACGCUUAGCAACAAUUCAGACAACACAAUUUUUGAUAGCAGCAAGACUAACAUUGCCUAUUACAACUGGACUCUGGGAGAUAUGGAUAUCAGCAGUAGGAAAUUACACAGUUGCUGUUCGAGGUCAAAGCACAUUAGAUUUCCAGUACCAGCUCUCCAUACUGGAUAAUGAGACUCAUCCGGGACUAAUCCAUCUUGACCGACGACCAGUUGCAGAUAUACCUGCUAUACUUUUUGUGUCAGUUGUUGGACUUUUGGGAAACAGCUCACUUUUGUUUGACCAAGUGUCACUGAAAGGAACAGAUGGCAAAAACUUGCAAGAUUUACAGCUACAGCCAGCUUCACACACAGGGGAGUUUCUCACAGAAAUGACUUCUCUACCAAAGCAACCAUUUUAUGUGGCCUUACAUGGGAAGGAUGGCCACAUCAUCUUUGACAGGGUGCUUCCCAGACUGAACUCUGUGUCAGACGUUCUAGUGCAGGCAGAAGAUGCUGGCCAGCUUUAUCCUAACCAGCAUUACAACCUCACAUUCCAGAUUACCAACUUUGGCAAGUCCAGGCAGUUUACAGUAAAUGCUAUAAAUGACAAGGGCUUUGCACAAACAUUGAACAUUUCAAGGUAA
This is a messenger RNA of Protopterus annectens (West African lungfish), 1587 nucleotides long. RefSeq names its product von Willebrand factor A domain-containing protein 7-like. The transcript is spliced from 11 exons. Bases 1 to 1587 code for a protein of 528 amino acids. The record is from RefSeq and is a predicted model, not a curated record. NCBI's taxonomy places the organism in Eukaryota, Metazoa, Chordata, Ceratodontiformes, Protopteridae.